ACCUGCCCGGGGGCGACCUCGCCUGUGUCCGCAGCAUGGAUUUCAUCCUGAGCGGAGCGGCGGCCUGCGGCGCCUGCCUCUUCACGAACCCGCUGGAGGUGGUGAAGACUCGGAUGCAGCUGCAGGGAGAGCUCAAAUCGCCGGGCUCCUACCAGGUCUACUACCGCAACGUCUUCCACGCCUUCUACACCAUCGGCAAGGUGGACGGGCUGGCCGGGCUGCAGAAGGGCCUGGUGCCCGGGCUGUUCUACCAGUUCUUCAUGAACGGGGUGCGCCUGGGAUCCUACGCCCUGUUCGAUUCGGCCGGCUACAUCCACACGGACGGCCGGGUGAGCGCGGCCAAGAGCACGGCGGCCGGGGCCGUGGCCGGGGUGGUGGGGGCGGUGAUGGGCAGCCCCAUCUAUCUGGUGAAGACGCACCUUCAGAGCCAGUCCACCUCGUCGAUUGCCGUGGGGCACCAGUACAGGCACCAGGGGAUGCUCCACGCCCUGGCGGUCAUCCACAGGGAGCACGGCGUCACGGGGCUGUGGCGCGGCGCGGGCGCGGCGGUGCCCCGGGUCACGGUGGGGUCGGCUGCCCAGCUCUGCACGUUCUCGACGUCCAAGGAGUUCGUUGAAGACCUCCAGGUGUUCCCAGCAGGCAGCUGGCUGGUCGCCCUCUCGGCGGGCCUGAUCAGCAGCGUGGUGGUGGUCCUGGCGAUGACGCCCUUCGAUGUGGUCAGCACCCGCUUGUACAACCAACCCGUGGACGGCCAGGGCAGGGGGGUGCUGUACCGGGGCUUCAUGGACUGUUUCUCCAAAACCCUGAGGAAGGAGGGCUUGAUGGGGCUGUAUAAGGGCAUCGGGGCCUCGUACUUCCGGCUGGGCCCGCACACCAUCCUCUCCCUGCUCUUCUGGAACGAGCUGCGCAAACUGCGCAGCCUGCACAGCUAGUGCAGCCAACGGGCGGGGAGCAGGAGAGGCAGGGCCUUACGAUGCUGUGGGAAGGGGGGGUCAGUGGUAAGCUCCCCCCCCCCAAAACCCACACCCCUAGCAAGCAGGCGGCCCCCACUGAGAGAGGCUGCGAGGUUGUUGUGCUGAGGUUCCCCCUAAACGGGGGAGAUAAGCCACAGCUGCCUUUGUUUCUCCUGGACCGAGGAUCCAGCUGCGAUACGCGGGACGCUGCGCAGGGACAAAGCUGCAAGAACCCAACCGCUUCGCCUUGAGCUCUUCACAUCGGACAGCCUGAUUCUAGAAAGACAAAGAUUUCCAAACUUUUGGGAAAUAAUUAUGGCUGGUAUCACCCAUCGCCAACUGCUCCGAUAAGGACACCGGAUCAGAAUUCUUCUCCUUUUCCUUCUGAAGUGGGACAUCUAUAUAUCUCACUUAUCCAGCAUCAAAGUAUCACCACUUAAGCACAUUGUGAGAGCUGCUGAUGGGGUCUGUUAAUUUAGCCUC
This is a messenger RNA of Lepisosteus oculatus (spotted gar), 1436 nucleotides long. It is a transcript of the gene slc25a35, whose product is annotated as solute carrier family 25 member 35. The record is from RefSeq and is a predicted model, not a curated record. NCBI's taxonomy places the organism in Eukaryota, Metazoa, Chordata, Actinopteri, Semionotiformes, Lepisosteidae.